CAAAGGUGAUGGCGGCGGCGGUGGCGGCGGCAGCAGAGGCGGGCGAAGCCACCACUGAGACUCCGCGCAAGCUCGCCGACAAGCGGCGGCCCAAGAAGGAGAAUGCGCGCGAGAAGCAGCGGCGCGAGAUGGAGGAGGACGCGCUGCUGCAGGAUCGGAUCCGCGAGGUGGAGGAGGAGAAGCUGCGGCAGCGCAUCGAGGAUGCGGCAGCGGCAAAGGAGAAGGAUCAGCUGGCGGAGGCCAAGGAGAAGGCUCGGCUCGCGGCGAACACGACCAAGCUCACCAAGGUGGCCGCCUCGCCGCCGCCGCAGCCGGGGCCGCGGCAGCCAGUCAUGGCGGAGCCUUGCUUCACCCACGCGCCUCCCGGGCUCGUCAGACAGAGCGAGGUCUUCGAGGAGGCGCUGCAAGAGACUCCCAUGGCGCCACGUGAGCCGUUCCCGCACGGCUUCCAGCCGGGCUUCCUUCUCCCUCGCCGCCGUGAGCCCGUCGACGACGAGAGUCCCGGGCCUCGGCUCGGUCCACAUUCAUUCUUCACAUCCGCCCGCCUCCGCCUUAAAGCCCGCUCGCCAUCCUCGCCAUCCUCGCUUGCCUUUGGCACGUAUGACAUGAGGCGCUCGUUCUCGUACGAGUCGGCCGUCACCGAGGCGAAUGUUGCGACACUGCAUGGGAUACUGCCGCAGCUCGUCCGCUCCUCGUGCGAGGCGCUGCUCAAAAGGCACGGCACCGUGACGCGAGCAGUAAACGCAGUGUGGGAGGAGGAACACGUGUCUGACUCGGACGACCUGCCGGACUUGGUCGAGCCCGAUGAGGCGCCGCACGCGGGCCGGACCUCGGGCGCGGCCUCCUCCAAGCCCUCGACGACGCGCGAUAAGUCGGACGCAGUCGCGUUUAAGAUCGGGCUGGCAGCGGGCACAGUGUCCGAGGUGGCGGAGAAGGUGUGCCCCAUGCUCGAAGUCGACCGCACGGUGGUGCUCGGCCUCGCUGCGCAGAUUGACGCGUGCUACGAAAAAAUCUUUGUGCGGAGUGUGGGGCCCGCGCCGGCAGCCACCACGCCCCUCACCGAGAAGGCGAAAGGCAAGCAGCGCGCCCGGGACCAGUGAGGCGACCGCACGCCGGUGCGCGCGCAUGCGCCGCUUCCUCCUGCCGCCACGCCCGGUUGCGCGCGUGGGGGGAAGGGUGGGCGCUGGCGAAGGGGGCGAGCGCGCAUAGAUGCCGUGUCAUAAUGUACACAUGGUCAGGCCUCGCUGCUGCUAGUUGGGCGAGGCUGGCCAUGAUGAUGGCGACAUGGGGCCUGCACUGCACAUGCGUCAUGUGCCGAUCUGUGUCGUGGCCUAACUAGCCGGCGCCGCCCCUCUUGCUCGCUACAAGUUGAGGUGCCGCAACGCACACACACACACAACGCACGCACGCACAGCGCCUACCUACUAGCGGCGGCGUGUGGAGCUGGUAUCUGGUAAAUUCGAUCAUU
Molecule: messenger RNA, 1468 nt
Organism: Emiliania huxleyi CCMP1516
Lineage: Eukaryota; Haptophyta; Isochrysidales; Noelaerhabdaceae
Exons: 2
Source: RefSeq, a predicted model, not a curated record